AAAACAGAAGAGAACAAGUGAGACCACACUUUAGUCCCGGAAGAAGAAUCUCAUACUGGACGAUCAGCCCUGGAGAGAGGACGUGAAGCAUGCAGGGAUACACGGUUGGUACCAGGUUACGCUACCAGCUGACUCUGGCCACGGGGAUGCUGGAAUGUCUGUGCUUUGCCGGUGUGGUGUUUGGUUAUGCCUCCCUGGUGUUUGUGCUGAAGGAGGACGGGUACUUCAGUCACCUGUGUGACACUGUCCCUGGCACCAACGGCACGCUGAGCAGUACAGACUGUAGCAGACAAGAUGAGAGGUUCUCUCUGGUCUUCACCGUCGCCUCGUUCCUCAACAACUUUAAUAUCAUCAAUGGCUACCUGUUUGAUCGAUUUGGCACCAUGGUGACCAGGCUGCUGGGAAUAUGUUUAUACACCACUGGAACCCUUCUUGUUGCCUUCUCGAGUGCAGCAUUUUCAGAGCUGCUUUUUCCAGCCUUGCCCUGCAUUGCUGUGGGAGGAAUUCUGCUCCUUCUAACUAACAUGCAGGUGGGAAACUUGUUCCCAGUUCACCGCUCCACCAUCAUCACGCUCUACAACGGUGCCUUCGACUCCUCCUCCGCUGUGUUUCUCGUCAUCAAGGUUCUGUAUGAACAAGGAGUCGGUCUUCGCUCCUCCUUCCUUGUUAUGUCCAUCUGCAGCAUCGUCCACCUGCUGAGGACCUUCCUGCUGAUGCCCAGAACCCACAUACCGUACCCUCCACCACAGUACUACACCUAUGGGCUGAACUGUGGAAAGGCCAACUCUUACAAUGUGGAGCAGCUUGAGAAGACGAGGGACGGUGCGAUGAAGGACAACACAACACCCGCAGCUGAGGAUGGGACAGAAGCCCAAGACUCUGCAAAAGGUACUCAACCUGGUUCGACAAGCUUCCGGAGCUGUGUGUUGUCUUGGUUCUUCCUGUGGCACCUGCUGUGGCUGUCCAUCAUGCAGCUGAGACACUAUCUCUUCAUCGGCACACUCAACCCCAUGCUCAACCGCCUGGCCAACAACGACCCCGACCUGGUGAGCCAGUACACCAACGCUUUCGCCAUGACCCAGGUGUGUGGAGUGCUGUGUGCUCCCUGGAACGGACUCAUCAUGGACAGACAUAAGGGAAAGCCUCUAGCUCCUGGAGAGAGCGAGCAGGAGGUGGACCUGCGCUCCUCCUCUCUGUCUCUGUUCCUGACCUCCCUGCAGUGCCUGCUCUUCUCCGUGUGCGCCACCAUUCCCCACCUCCACCUGCAGUAUCUCACCUUUGCUCUACAGGUCCUCAGUCGCUCCUUCCUCUACGGGGGAAACGCAGCCUUCAUUAGCAUCGCUUUUCCAGCCUGUCACUUUGGGAAGCUGUACGGCCUGCUGAUGUCCAUGUCUUCUGUCGUGUCUCUGCUGCAGUACCCCUGCUUCGCCCUCGUCACAGGAACUCUGGAUGGAGACUCCUUUUAUGUUGACAUUGCUCUGACUUUCCUCACGCUGCUGGUGUUCAUCCAUCCUGUCUACGUCUUCCUCCACUGCAGGAAGCUCACUCACCACAGGGCGUUGAAGGCGCAGACUGAAGCCGCUAAUGGCUCCAAAGUGGUUGAAACCAUGCUGUAAAGGGGUAAUAAUGCAUAAUGUUUUAACCUCUGUCUAGAUACUUGACUUUUCAACUUGUAAAACACUUUUCUGUCUCAUCUUUUUCAUUUGCGUAACUAGAAAAUAGAUCACGAUACAUUUUAUAACUUUUUCCUAUUGCGUUGAUAUUUUGAACGUUUUUAUAGAACAGAUGC
Messenger RNA from Pleuronectes platessa (European plaice), 1789 nucleotides. RefSeq names its product equilibrative nucleobase transporter 1. Bases 90 to 1616 code for a protein of 508 amino acids. Gene Ontology annotation, molecular function: transmembrane transporter activity. The transcript has 12 exons. NCBI's taxonomy places the organism in Eukaryota, Metazoa, Chordata, Actinopteri, Pleuronectiformes, Pleuronectidae. The record is from RefSeq and is a predicted model, not a curated record. Gene Ontology annotation, biological process: transmembrane transport.